Xenopus laevis (African clawed frog) is the source of this 5238-nucleotide messenger RNA. It is a transcript of the gene ppp1r9al.S, whose product is annotated as protein phosphatase 1 regulatory subunit 9A like S homeolog. NCBI's taxonomy places the organism in Eukaryota, Metazoa, Chordata, Amphibia, Anura, Pipidae. Gene Ontology annotation, biological process: actin filament organization; calcium-mediated signaling; neuron projection development. Gene Ontology annotation, molecular function: actin filament binding. Gene Ontology annotation, cellular component: cytoplasm; synapse; plasma membrane bounded cell projection. The record is from RefSeq and is a predicted model, not a curated record. The transcript is spliced from 19 exons. The coding region runs from base 642 to 4706 and encodes 1354 amino acids.
UGGUCAGUUCGGGGAGAGAGCGCGCUGAGCUCGCCUUCGGCGCGCUGUGAGUUAUUUGGGAAGAGAGAGUAGGAAGAAGGAGACGAAGCCUGGCGGGGAGGCAGUGGGAGGAGGAGUAGAAGUGAUGGUGGCUCGUCAAAGCGUAGUUGAAGCGAGUCUGAUUCACAGCAAUUUCUGUAGUCUAUUACGUGUUCACUUGGCUUUCCCUCUGGGUGGAGGAGGGCCUUUUCCCGGCGAGUAGACGUGGCCGAGGGAGAGUGGAAGUUCAGGUACUUCUGUAAACUUUUCCCCGCGGACUGUGUCUGAGGCAGUGGAGUUGGAGUGAGGAGGAGGCGGCGUGCGGUGCUGCUGAGCUCUUUGUGCCUGAGAGGAGGCAGGGUGCCAGCAGGCAGCACUCACUAACUACAUUCUUUGUCCAAGGAGGGAACGAGGGAGGGCGAAGAACAAACUCCAUCUCCACACUGAUCGCAUUUAUGUGGCAAUGAUACUACUCAUACCAUUGAACCUGGAGGAGCUGAUUCAUUUCUUACUAUUUCCCACAAACGCAACAGAGCACAUUUUUAUAUGAUUGAAGCCGUCCAUUUUAAGUGGUAGUGACAUUCAAAGUUUCUUCCAGGAAGCAUUUUUAGCUUAAAGAAAAAAUGAUAAAAACAGAAGGGAAAGGGGAUAGGACCCUGAGAAGUGCUUCACCGCACAGAAAUGCAUAUAAGUCUGAUUUCCAUGCUAUUAAGUGUUCAUUUGAUGGUGGAAAGCCUGAGAUUUCACCAAAGCCUGUGUCUUUGAAGUUUAACACAAAUGGAGGGCCAGCUGACAUUACCCGAGGACGGGCCUCAUAUGGUAAUAGGGUCCACAAGAUCAAGAAUAUGUUUAUGCAGAUGAGCUCAACACCAAAUGAAGUGCAGCAUGAGCCCAAACUAAUUAAGGCUGAUUUUUCGUCUCUUCCAACCAAUGCGUCUGUUGUAAGCGUACAAAAAAAUAAUGCAUUUAAUGCAAGUGGGGAGAUUCCAUCUCCUGAAAAGGUGAUCAGGACAGGAGAGGAAGUGGACCUGGACAAAGUAACUUUAGCAGAAAAGUUUUCUGAAACUAGGAAACUCUUUGAAAAAAACGUUAAUCACCAAAACACUUCUGACAGGUCUUCCCCAACUAAGGAAGAAAAGUUAAUCAGCCAGCGACGGCAUGGGUCACUGGACACAGAAAGUUCCAGUUCUGAUCAGAGCCACUCCAGCUUAUCCUCCACAAUGACUAAGCUGACAUCACCUUCAUUUAAGAGUAAAGAAACAGAAGAAGUUUUGAAUAACUUAAGUCAAAGAUCAAAUUCAUCGACAUCCUCUUCUCUUAAUGCAGGGCCUAUUUCAAGGAGACUGGAAAGUUUUCUUGUAGAUAGUGAUGGGGAAGAAUCUAAGGACUUUAUAAAAAAUGGCCACCAUUCGGAAGUGUCUUGCAGCCCUAGCGUACUACCUUUAUCAGAUGUGUCAGAAGUGACUGAAAAAGAAAUUCAUAUCAGUUUUGGCAACAAACAUACUAGCCCUUCUGAAAACCAAAACUUGGGGAAAAAAUCAGACAUAGAGGGGGAGGUACACAAAAUUAGUAAGGAAAUUCAGGAUGACCAAGUCUUCCUUCCAAGUAACAGUCCACCAUCAAACCAGACAGCUGAUGAUUCUUUUGUCCCUGCAACUGAAAAAUCAGUUGCAGGAAUGGUUAGGGCAGAGUUGGUAGUUUUGCAAAAUGAGUCUUCAGAGAGUGACAAUGAGGAACAGAUUAAAAAUGAUGUAUUUGAAGAUAUAAAACCUCUUGAUGUGAAAUCUUUUGAUGCAAUUCAAAUUGUGGACAUCUUGGUUAACCAGAACAAUGAACAAUUGUUUGAAAAAACUGCAGUGCCUCUAGAUGAAAAUAUAAAACCAACAGAGGACAUGGAUGAUGAAGGCAGUGAAGAAGAAGAUGAAAGUGAGUUUGAUGAACAAGUGGAGAAAAACAAAAUCACGUAUGGAUAUUCUAACAGUGCUCUUGGGAUCGAAAAUGCAGCUUUUGAUGAUGAUAGGGAAACUGAAGUAGAGGACCAAGCUGGUGACUUCAAAGAUGUAUUGACCACUGAAAAUGAGAAUUAUGGAUUUAGUAGUGACUAUGAAGAAAUGCCGGGACUCUCUGAAGAGGAAGAGCUAGUACCUUCACGAAAGGUUAAAUUCUCUACAGCUCCAAUUAAGGUUUUCAGUACAUUUUCAAAUGAAGAUUACGACCGACGUAAUGAAGAGGUAGAUCCAGUUGCUGCCUCUGCAGAAUACGAGUUGGAGAAGAGGGUAGAAAAAAUGGACGUUUUUCCAGUAGAAAUUGAAAAAGGUGACAGUGGCCUUGGCAUUAGUAUAAUUGGUAUGGGUGUUGGCGCAGAUCAGGGCUUGGAGAAGUUGGGAAUAUUCGUGAAAACUAUUACUGAAGGUGGGGCAGCUCAGAGAGAUGGCCGGAUUCAAGUAAAUGACCAGAUUGUUGAGGUAGACGGUACAAGUUUAGUUGGGGUGACACAACUGUUUGCAGCUACAGUGCUUAAAAACACCCAAGGCACAGUCAGAUUUCUUAUUGGGAGAGAAAAACCAGGAACUCAGAGUGAAGUGGCUCGGCUAAUCAGCGAAACGCUCGAACAAGAAAGAUGCCAACAGCAACUGUAUGACUCCCAAUACUCGGAGGGCAGUACUGAGCAGGAAGAAGAUUUUGAGGAAGAUGAGGAUGAUGAUGAUGAUGAUGAUGACGACCUGAAAUACGAUUUGCAUAGUGGGAAAUCAGUGGAAGUUUUUGAUCUGCCAGAAAGUGAAGACACCAGUAUAUCUCUAGACAUGGAUUCAUCACAGCUGGCACUUAAGUUCAAAGAGCUUCAGCUAAAACAUGCUGUCACUACAGCAGAAGUGAAAAAGCUGAAAGAAAGGAUAAAAGAUGCUGAAGCUGAGAAGUUUGAUUGGGAGUCCAACAAGCAAAAAUAUCAACAAUCUGUAGAGGAAAAUAAGGAAAAAAUAAAAAAGCUGGAGACGUACUGGCUAGAAGCGCAAACUCUUUGCAAAACUGUCAAUGAGCAUCUAAAAGAGACUCAAGAGCAAUAUGAUGCCUUGGAAAAGAAAUAUGCCAAAUCCAAAAAAAUGCUCAAAGACUUUCAGAUAAAGGAGGUGGAAUUUGAGAAAAAAGAAGUGGAACAUAAUGAUCUUUUAAAAGAAAAAGACAGACUACAUAUGGAAAAAAUUAAAAUGCUAAAUAGCAGGAUUUCAGAUCUCGAGUACAAGCUGUGCAAUUACGAGCAAACUGUUCAAGGAUUCCCAGACCAUAAUCACCAUCAGACGAAUGAGAACAUAGCAGAAAUAGGUGUUAAUGAUCCAACUUUGGUACAAGAUUGUGCAGCUCUGGAAACAGAGAGCUCUCCAGUUUGUGCUGAUUUAGUACCAGAUUUUGAUGAAUGUGUUGGAGAAACUCAGCGAUUAGACACUAGUGCACAUAAGGCAAAAGCACAGCUUGCUCUCAAAGUGAAACGACAGCGGCCAUCUCGAAAUAAGCUCAAGGAGCCCUUCACAAGGGAGCAGAACAUUGCCAUGGAGGACGAUGCAGAAGAAAGUAUCCUACAAAUGGAAAGUUCCAGCCCAUCUGAAAACAAAGAUGAAGAAUUAAAUGAGCAGACUGCCGCACCUUUGUAUAAAAGUCAAAGAACCGAAAAGACUCGAAAAGCUGAAAGUUUAGGUAUCCUUCUGGAGUCAGAUCCCUCCAUUUCAAACUCCUCCCUGACACCCAGGACUAACACUGAACCCAUUCUAACCAAAAGUCAGGUUCCCACUGACGAAGGGGUAGAUCAGACCUCCCCUGACACAUUUGAUAGGAAUACUAAGCAGAGAGAAUCUAAAGGCAAAGGAAAAUGUAUUAAAGAUGAAAAGAGAAAUGAUGAAAAAACAGUGGAAUCCAGUGAGAGCACAGGGAAGCACAGAAGACGGUUUCCAGAUUUCGGUGGGCUGCGAAAAUCUGGAGGCAAAGGCAGAAAAUCGGAUAAAGAGAAUACUAGAGGAUCCUUGGACAGUCGAGGUUCCAGAGACUUGCUGGAGGAGGCAGACAAUCAGUCGCUAUCUGAUUCUGACUCACCAGUCCCCACUUGCAUGCCGUUCUCUUGGUUCGGAGACAGUCACAAAGAAUCUUCCUCCAGUGGCAGCCUGAACUUAAUACAGAGCGGCCCUGACCUUACAGUGGAGCAAAGCCAAGAGAGAAGCAAGAACAAGAGUAGAAUGGUCAUAGAUGAUUCAUACUGUUGCAGCCCAGGCUCUGAUCUGUCAGGGUUAGUGGCAGAGCCAACUCUCUCAGGGCGCUCACACACUUUCACCUUCUCUUCGAAUGAGGCUCUGGAUGAUGAUUCCACCCCAACGGGGAAACUAAAUCAGUGGCACAGCCGGCCAGUUACCAACUGGACAACACAGCAAGUCUGCCACUGGCUCAUGGGAAUGAACAUGGAGCAGUACAUCGGAGAGUUUACUUCCAAAAACAUAGACGGCCAGCACUUAAUGUUACUGGACAGCGAGAAACUGAAGGCUUUGGGUGUUUCCAGCCAGACGGACAGAGCAACAAUAAAGAAGAAGAUUAAAGAAAUCAGGAAAGCACAAGAGAAACUGGAGAAGCAGAAGGAGAAAGUCAUGAAGAAAGGAGUAGCCAAGCCAAGCGGCAAAGCUGCAGCCACUGUGGAAACCAACUGCUGAAGUCUAUCUCCUCCCAGUCUCUGUGUAUAAACUUGUACAAUGGCGGAGCUUAUACAUUUGGGGUCAUUGUAUUUCAGAUUUUUUGGGUAGUGUUUUUUUUCUACUUGGAAGUCAUAUAUAUAUAUUUUUUCCCAGACUUUAUAAUGAAGUUUGUACUGACAUUUAGUCAGAUAGGAUGUGUAAAGAUGAGUACUGAGCGUUAUUCUGAGGCCACUCACUGAUCUCGUUUGGGUUGUGUAUAAAUGAAUUGUGCUUCUGUCACUCAUUCACAACACUGGUUUGCUUCUUCUUCUUCUCCUUGUUGUUGUGUGCCACUGAACAUUCCACUCUGUGCUCUUUAUUCUUUCACUUAACCACUUCUUAAUCCAGCUUGGUGGCUGCUAAUUUUGUUAGUGAGGAAUGACCAACUGCAUGGUGUGCAGAGUCUCCAGUGUGUUGUAUAAAUGAAACCAAUCACUGUUAACCUGCUGGGACUUGAGUUUGUCGGCCCCUCGUCCAGUGAAAAUGUAUAUAAAUAUUGUUCUGAUGGAAA